Molecule: messenger RNA, 1193 nt
Organism: Pelobates fuscus (common spadefoot toad)
Lineage: Eukaryota; Metazoa; Chordata; Amphibia; Anura; Pelobatidae
Gene: CHAC2
Product: ChaC glutathione specific gamma-glutamylcyclotransferase 2
Exons: 3
Coding region: 102-650 (182 amino acids)
Biological process (GO): glutathione catabolic process
Cellular component (GO): cytoplasm
Molecular function (GO): glutathione specific gamma-glutamylcyclotransferase activity; gamma-glutamylcyclotransferase activity
Source: RefSeq, a predicted model, not a curated record
UACCAUCUGACAGGCGAUGCUGUGGGAGCCGCCCAGUGCCGGCCGGCAAACAUCCCGAAUGAGCUGUGAGCCGGAGAGAGAGCUGGACCGGCAUCGUCACCAUGUGGGUGUUCGGGUACGGCUCGCUCAUCUGGAAGGUGGAUUUCCCCUACGAGGAGAAACUGGUGGGAUACAUCACGUGUUACAGCCGCAGGUUCUGGCAGGGCAGCACCGACCACCGGGGGGUCCCGGGAAAGCCUGGAAGAGUUGUCACACUUGUUGAAGACCCAGAGGGCUGUGUGUGGGGUGUUGCUUACAGAUUGCCAGAGGGAAAAGAAGACGAAGUGAAGGCUUACCUUGAUUUUAGAGAGAAAGGGGGCUACCGGACUACAACCGUUGUCUUUUAUCCCAAAGAUCCCUCAAUAAAACCAUUUAAUGUACUUCUGUAUAUCGGAACAUGUGAUAACCCCAACUACCUCGGUCCAGCUCCUUUAGAAGACAUUGCAGAGCAGAUUUUUAAUGCAGUUGGGCCCAGCGGAAAAAACACGGAAUACCUGUUUGAACUUGCAAAUUCACUCAGGGAUCUGGUUCCAGAAGAUGCAGAUGAGCAUCUGUUUUCUUUAGAAAAGUUAGUGAGAGAGCUUUUGGAAAGACAUCAAAAUUGUAUAUAAACUACCAUGGCAGAUUUGUUAAUUUAACAGCAAAGCAUCUGGCACUGCAAUGCCCAAAAUAUCUUUUAUUCAUACAAAUUACAGAAUCUGUGUUACAUUAUUAUUUUAAAAUGUCAUUUUAUGUGCAAAUGCAAAACAUCCUUGUAUUUAUUCUCAGUUUUACGACCCAGAUAUUCUUUUGCAAAGUACUUCUGUUUACCUAGAAGUAGAUAAAAUAAUUAUUAAAUUUUUUUUGGCAAGUAUGAAAUGUAACGUACCUGAAGGAACAGGGAAACGUAUAUGCAAAAUAGAACAUUUCCUUAUGAGAAACUGUGCCACGUUCUCAUGUCUGCAAGUGCAGUGUUCUGUUCCAAAUUCUCAGAGGUAUUUGUCAUACAUAAUAUGGGAUUAUUCUCUAAAAAAAGUAUACAAAAAUCAACGGCAUAGGCACACAGGAGGAACAGCAGGGGACGUUAACAAUAAAGUACGCCUUACAGUUUAUUUAAAAAGUGCAGAAUUCAGAAAAACACAGUAUUUUAUUUGAUUUAUUUAUUAUUGCAAUUU